AUGUCCGACGAAGAACCCAGUCGAAUCUCAAGAUCGGUGCAGUCCGAUGAUCGACCGAGUUCUUCGGGAACAAACCGGCUUUUCGUGGCCGAAGAGUUUGCGCGCUCUUUACUGGGUUCAGUGGAGAAGUUUCACAUGCAUGCGAAACACCGUCAGUCAAAUGUACACGUUGUGAAUGUGCUGAAUUUGAUGCAAAUUGGCGGUGCUUCUGGCUCGUCGAAGAUCGACUAUGAUGUAGUUCGUUCGCUGAUUCGUUCGCCGACGGCUGAUAAUGCCUAUGUCUCAUCAACUAGUCUCGAUGGAUUCGCUGCGCACUACUUCCAUCCUGGGCCUGGAUUUCUCCGAAAGAAUUGUUAG
Cooperia oncophora is the source of this 357-nucleotide messenger RNA. Lineage: Eukaryota; Metazoa; Nematoda; Chromadorea; Rhabditida; Trichostrongylidae. The record is from the annotation of a GenBank genome assembly.